GCUCGAGGUGCCCCCAGGGCUUGCCGCGCCCGCGUGGGCGUCCGCGCGGAUCCAUAGCGCUCGCCCAUGGAGUCGGACAAGGCCCUCAUCGAGGAUCGAGGGGGCGGCGACGCUUCGCCCGCCCAGAUGCCCAGCUGCGGCUACGCGAACCGGACGAACACUUCCCGGGGCGCCAUGGGAGACGCGGAAGGAGGUCGGACGUGAACACCGUGACCAGCGCAGAGGUCAACUCCACCGACCUCGCGGACCACGUCGCCGGCCGCGUCGCCGACGACGUGAUCGCGCAGGCCUUCGUGUCGCCGCCCAGCACCGCGCCGGACCUCGCGGCCCUCCGGGCAGAGAACGACCGCCUGAAGGCCCAGCUGCAGGACGAUGCCGCCGACCUGCGGGAGGAGAACGAGCGCCUCCGGGGCGAGGUCGAGCGGGCCCGCCGGGAGCUCGAGCCCCGGCUGGCGCUGCUGGAGGCGGGGCGGGGCCCGCCAGGCGCCGAGCUGCAGGAUGCCGCUGACCUGCGGGCGGAGAACGAGAGCCUCCGGGGCGAGGUCGAGCGGGCCCGCCGGGAGCUCGAGCCCCGGCUGGCGCUGCUGGAGGCGGGGCAUGGGGCAUGCCCGCCAGGCGCCGAUCUGCAGGCCUUGCAGGAGGAGCUCUUGGCCAGCAGGAGCGCCGAGGCCAAGGCCAAGAGAGAGGGCGAUGCCGCGCGCGCGGAGCUGGAGAGGCUACUGCAGGAGCAGGGGGGCCUGGCGGAGAAGCCCAGCAGGGACACGGCGCUCGAGGACGAGAACAACGACCUCCGCCUGAGGGUCUCCAGCCUAGAGGAGGAGCUCUCAGCUUCCAAGGACCCCUGGGAGGACCUGCUGUCGGCGAAGCCGACCGUGGAGCUCCCCUCCGAGCCCCCGGAGGACAACGCGGUGCUGACCGAGGCGUACAAGAAGAUCUCCGAGCUCAACACGCAGCUGGCCAGGCUCUACGCCGAGCUGACGCUGGCGCGCGCGGAGGCGCAGCACCUCCGCGGCAGCGCCGCCGCUGCUGGCGGCGGCGCCGCCCCCGCGGACGGGGGCGCGCAGGCCGCCGAGGCCCGGGCCGCCGAGGGCCAGAAGCACAGCCAGCAGAUCGACCUCGUGAGCGACAUCCGGCACCUGCAGCUGGACCUGGAGUACCACCAGCAGAAGCUGGACCAGAUGAUCAGGGAGAAGCAGCAGCUGUUGGCCGAGAACCAGAAGCUCCAGACGGACCUCACGGACUUGAGGCAGAGCCUGGAGGAGCAGGACCAGAUGUUGAAGCACCGCGAGGUCGACCUGGAGCACCUGCGGGAGGAGUUGAAGCUCCAGACGGCGGCGGCGCCCGGGGGUGGCGCCGCUUGCGACCACGAGACUUUGGCCGCCUUGCGGUCCGAGGCCGCCUCGAAGGACAGCGCCCUGAUCGUGUCCCACUACGAGCUCCACAAGGAGAAGCUGGUGCGGGACCGCCUGGAGCAGAAGAACGUGAAGCUGAUGGAGCGCAUGCAGAAGCUGAUGAUGGUGGUCGAGUCCAUGCGCAAGGAGAACGGCACCCUCGAGAGGGCGCUGAGGGCGACGGAGCAGCAGCUCGAGGAGAGCGACGCGAAGGCGCGCGAGGCCAGUCGCAGGGCCAAGAAGGCGCAGGGCGGGCUGGCGAAGGGCGGCUCCAGGAAGAAAGUGCUGGAAGGCUCCGUGGAGUUCGAGGCCCCCGCGCAGCACGAGCUGCCGCGGAUUCGGCCCGGCGGCGCCAGAUCGACGCGGCGGGCAGCCGCAGCGGGCUGUCCACCCCGAGGUCCGCCCGCGGGGCCCCGCAGUCGCCCUACAACACCCGCUGAGGGGGGGCACCCCGGCCGCCGCCCGGAGGGCGCCGCGGCCGCAAGCGGCGAGUCCACGCCGAGGGCCACCCCGCGGGGCACCGCAGGCGCGUUGCGGCACCCGCCGAGGGCGCCAAGCCGACGCCGCCCCGUGGCGAGCCGCUGGGGCGGCGGGGGCUGCGGCCCGCGGCCGCCGAGCCCGAAGGGCGGCGCCAGGGCUCUCUGCCGCAGCCCUGGCCCCCCACCCCCCCACUCGCCCGCUCUGGUCCUGCUGCUUCCGAGGAAUUGAGCUUGCCUUGUCUCGAUCCCCGGCAGGCUGAUCACGCUAGCAGGCGAAGGGCCCUCCCCUGGGAAGCCUCGCCCGGAGCAGGAGAACCUCUCCGCUGGGCGCGGCUUGUCCAAGCGCGCUGCUCUCACCUUGCAGCCGACGAGCGGUUGACGCCGUCGUGGGAAAA
Prorocentrum cordatum is the source of this 2265-nucleotide messenger RNA. The record is from the annotation of a GenBank genome assembly. Lineage: Eukaryota; Dinophyceae; Prorocentrales; Prorocentraceae.